AUGCUGAGUGACCAAACCAACUUCUUUACUUUUGUGGAUGGAUCGAAGAGUGAUGCGACAUCGCCAAGUCAGCCGAGCCUUGAAUUGCAGCCUGCGGAGAGUACAGCAUGCGGCGAAAACGGGACCGGUGCUGUGGAGCUGCUGGAAGCGAAAUUUAAAGGGGUGGCCAAUGAUAGCGAUAUCGGUUCCGAUUGUACAAUAGUUGAGCCUGUGAAAGUUGAGUCUAACCCUGCAGUAAAUGGGAAAGCUGAAAUCGUGGAUUGUGAAUUAAUAUCUUCUGCUUCGGAGGCGAUUAGCGUAGACAGGCCUACAACUACUGCCGUUACAGAUGAGACUGAAAUUACGAUACCGAUCGCAAUAACUCCCGAGGAAAGUCUGCCUCUCGAGAAGGAAUGUAAGGAUGCGCACGCAGAUAUAAUUGUGUUGGAUGGCAGUCCAGUGAAACCGGAGGCACGGCCGAAAUCGGAGGCACCGCCUCCAUUGAGCUCCGUGUCGAAGAUGAUCCCUCUGGCGAAUAGCGAUAUCAAGGGUGUGUCUGACAGCAACACAGAACUCACGCACAGGUACAAACACGAUAACGUGCAAUCAACACCUGUUGUCUCGACAACCACUGUCCCGACAAUCACUGUCCCGACCCCACGCGUGCACCUUCAGGGAACACAGGUUCCCCACAUCGCCGCUUCUGCACUGCCGCCGCAACUUCGCGCGUAUUCGCGUGCUCGCACUACUAUCACCAACGUACUACUUCCACAGCAGCCGCAAACACAAGAUGUACAACACCAUCUCAACCGGCAGCAACAGGCACAGGCACACGUACAGUCAUCACAGAUAGAUACCAGCUUACAGAAACAACCUACGGCGCGCACGGUGUUCCAUUCACAUUCAGCUGAGCCAACACCAACACAGGAUGUGCCGUCUACACCCAAUGAAACGCCUGAUGCACAGACGACAGCGCAAGCGCAGAAGCGAGUCAACGAAGACAUACAGGAGACAAAGAGACCGAAAAAGAAGAUUAAGAAAUUGACUUCCAAGCAGUUGCAGAAGCAACAGGAUGACGAGAAAGCAUUGCUGGCCGCGACAACACGUGCCCUGAAGUUAAAUCCCGCUCUCGCAGCGUACUACCAUUUAUGGGGCGAAGUGCUGAAGAUAGAAGCCAAAACCGUAGACGAAAGAGGUCUUCAGAAUCUUAGGACCAAGACUCCGGACACGCUUUUAUAUGAUGGUUUUCUCGUCAUCGGAGCUUCGGCAACAAAGUUCAACUCUCAGCUGCAGUUCCGCUUUGAUGACAGUCGGAGAGUCAAAUUUUGGCCUGGGGAUAUAGUAUUUGUCACACGCACUGACUUGGCCAAGCACGUGCGCAUCUCCAAGGGGACUGUUGAGCGGUGCUCAAACGGUUCCAUUGUGGCCUCUAUGAUGGAGGAACCGGCCGACAUCUUGAAUGGCAAAUGGAAUUUGUAUAGAUUACAGAGCUCUACAGCCGAACAGCGAGUUAAAGAUGCGAUGAAUAUAUUUACCUCUCAAUCGUACGAUGGUCCAGACUGGCUGCGUACCUUGGUAGUGCCUACUGGAAUCCACAUGCUGUCCGAAGGCAAGCAAUCGCCCGAUCCUGCUUUUGGCGUCUGCCUGGUCAAAAUUCCAGCCAAAUCAAGUGGCACCAAAGGCAUUCCCGGUGUGGGGUCGCGGCAGACGUCUACAAGUGUGGCGCAGAGUAUGAAGCGGGUACUCAAGCCCGCCCAAGUGAAGAUUGUGAAUGAAAUUAUGAACGGCACUGAUGGUGGAGCAAGAAAAAUGAAUAUCUCACAACGAAAGGCUGUGAUGGCUACAUUAUCCUCCAAUUUCUCACUGAUCGAUGGUCCUCCGGGUACUGGAAAGACGCACACGUCUGUGGGGCUGGUCAGAGCAUGGCGUCGGCUAUAUGAGAACGAAGGUCCAGUAUUGGUUGUAGCGCAAAGUCACACAGCCGCUGAUCAGAUUUUGACUCGUCUGAUGGAUUCCGGGCUGCGCACUUCGCGCAUUGGGUUCUCUGCGAAGGUGUCCGUGGACGUACAUUCAGUGAUGCUGGAGACGCUCAUGGGGGAAGACCCCACCAUAAACAAAAUAGAAACCGAGAGAACGAAGAUUUUGCGACAGUUGGAAACUACGUUCGAACUUAAACAAAAAACAUCACUUUUGAACCGCUUAGAAGUUCUGAAGGCGAAUGAAAAAAAGGCUAUCAAUUCCAUCUUGUCAGGCCUCGAUGUGGUAUGCUGCACAUGUAUGGGUGCAGGUGAGAAAAUUCUUCACAACAUCAAAUUUGGAUUGGUGGUGGUCGACGAGUGCACAAAUAGUACCGAACCAGAUGUGCUGGUGACACUAACUAAGGCCAGGAAAGACGGUCAGGUGGUGUUGAUUGGCGAUCACAGACAGCUGCCGCCCACCGUCAUGACUCAGGAUCCCAAGGCAAUGCGUAUUCUCAAUUUGUCGCUCUUCGAACGACUGAGAAAUCUGAAGACGGACCCACCGGCAGCGCUGCCCAAAGUGCACGCAAUUGCCAAAGAAGUUGCGCUGACUAUGUUGGGAAUACAGUACCGCAUGCAUCCAGCUAUUGCGCAGUGGCCUGCUACCAUGUUCUAUCCAGAAGGUCUGCACGACGGCGUUCUCGCAAGCCAGAGACUGCCUGUAGAUGGCUUCCCCUGGCCCAAAUACCAGUCAACUGGCAUCAAAGAACAGUGCGAACUCCGAAACGACAAGGAAAACGUGGACCAAAUGACAAUUGGGAGUGUAGCACCGAUACUGGUGAUCAACAUCGAGGGACAAGAACAGACAAAAGGUUCUUCCUGGUAUAACGAUAUCGAAGCCCAGGCAUGCAGUGCCAUAGUUAACAAAUUGGUGGCGAAUGGAAUGAUUCCUGCAAACAUUGGAGUUAUCACACCUUACACAGGACAAGUAGCCAAUAUCACCGAGAAAAUCGACACGUUAGGUGCCAAACUACAGACAGUAGCCGCCACACCUGGGGUUCUGAAGAAUGGGCACGUUGAGGUGCAGACUGUAGACUCGUAUCAAGGUCGCGAGAAAGAAGUAAUCGUCCUCUCAUGCGUGCGUUCGAGUAAAAAUACCGGUGUCGGCUUCUUGAAGGAUAAACGUCGAAUGAAUGUAGCUUUGACGAGGGCCAAGCGUGGGCUGGUCGUACUUGCCGACAUCAAAACUCUUAACCGCAAUGUCACCUGGAGAACGUACUUGACCUGGGCGACGGCCAACGGACUGGUGAAGAACUGGGGGGAUGUUGAGGCAGCUAUCUGGUGA
This is a messenger RNA of Sphaeroforma arctica JP610, 3282 nucleotides long. RefSeq lists its product as hypothetical. The record is from RefSeq and is a predicted model, not a curated record. Gene Ontology annotation, molecular function: helicase activity. The coding region runs from base 1 to 3282 and encodes 1093 amino acids. The transcript has 24 exons. NCBI's taxonomy places the organism in Eukaryota, Ichthyosporea, Ichthyophonida.